This is a messenger RNA of Ctenopharyngodon idella (grass carp), 9858 nucleotides long. RefSeq names its product EMSY transcriptional repressor, BRCA2 interacting (gene emsy). Gene Ontology annotation, biological process: regulation of DNA-templated transcription. Lineage: Eukaryota; Metazoa; Chordata; Actinopteri; Cypriniformes; Xenocyprididae. The coding region runs from base 312 to 3935 and encodes 1207 amino acids. Gene Ontology annotation, cellular component: nucleoplasm. The record is from RefSeq and is a predicted model, not a curated record. The transcript is spliced from 22 exons.
CGCAUCUUCUGAGAGCUGCCCAACAUAGUGCCUGAUCGCCUUCAAAUGUUUAAUUUGUGGUGACUGGAUUUAAUUAAAUUCGCGAUAAAAUGUAUUAGCAACUCUCAUUAUGUACAGACCGCUUUCGGUUGUUUAGUAUUGCUGUUUUUGAUCUAGAUUCUUACGUUGUUUUGGGCUUUUCUCGCGGGCAGCCCGAGUGUUUUGGCGUCGGAUAAACAUGGCGGAGCUGAAGGACUGUGCUGAACUGAAGGUUAUCUUGAAGAUCAUCAGCUCAUAGAGAUCCAGAGAGAGUUCAGAGUCUGUCAGAGUUGAUGAUUCAGCAGGAGAAGCCGUUGGCGGGCAGCAUGCCGGUGGUUUGGCCCACGCUGCUCGACCUCAGCAGAGAUGAAUGCAAACGGAUCCUGCGUAAACUGGAGCUCGAAGCGUACGCCGGUGUGAUCAGCGCCCUUCGAGCUCAAGGAGAUCUCACUAAAGACAAGAAGGAGCUGCUGGGAGAACUGACUCGAGUGCUGAGUAUCUCCACAGAGCGUCAUCGAGCCGAGGUGCGCAGAGCCGUCAAUGAUGAGCGUCUGAACACCAUCGCCUAUCACAUGUCGGGGCCGAACAGCUCGUCUGAGUGGUCGAUCGAGGGCCGUCGGCUGGUUCCUCUCAUGCCCAGACUGGUUCCUCAGACGGCCUUCACGGUGACGGCUAAUGCAGUGGCUAACGCUACAGCGCACCAGAACGCCUCGCUGCUGCUGCCCGCCGAAACCGCCAACAAAGAAGUGGUUGUGUGUUACUCGUACACCAGCACGAGCUCCACUCCUCCCAGCGCCUCAGCUCCCAGCAGCAGCGCAGCAGCGGCCGUCAAAUCCCCUCGACCCGCCAGUCCCGCCUCCAAUGUGGUGGUGCUGCCCAGCGGGAGUACGGUCUACGUCAAGAGCGUGAGCUGCUCCGAUGAGGACGAGAAACCUCGUAAGAGACGGAGGACCAAUUCUUCAAGCUCCUCCCCCGUGCUGCUGAAGGAGGUGCCUAAAGUGGCCACGCCCACCAUUUCCAAAACCAUCACGGUCCCCGUGAGCGGCAGCCCGAAGAUGAGCAACCUGAUGCAGAGCAUCGCCAACUCGCUCCCGCCGCACAUGUCUCCAGUGAAGAUCACCUUCACCAAACCCUCCACCCAGACCACCAACACCACCACGCAGAAGGUGAUAAUCGUCACCACGUCUCCCAGCUCCAACUUCGUGCCAAACAUCUUGUCCAAGUCUCACAACUACGCGGCCGUGUCUAAGCUGGUGUCGAGCGCGGCGCUCACUGCGUCCAAUCAGAAGCAGACCAUGGUGAUAUCCAGCGCGGCCCCGGGGCCCAGUCCUGUCGCCGUGACGACCGUGGUGUCCUCCACCCCGUCAGUGGUGAUGUCAACCAUCGCACAGGGUGGCUCGUCCACUGCAGUGAAGGUGGCCUCCACCCGUCUGCCGUCACCGAAGGCUCUGGUCGGCUCUCCGUCUCAGAUCCUGCAGAUUCCCAAAGCGCAGCAGCAGUCGGCAGUUCAGUCUGCGUCUCCUAAAGCUCUGCAGGCGUCCAUCUCCUCUCAGAGCGCCGGCGCGGCCCCCGGGGCCAAACCCACCAUUCAGAUCAAACAGGAGUCCGGUGUGAAGAUCAUCACGCAGCAGAUGCAGCCCAGUAAGAUCUUACCCAAGCCCUCCGGUGCUGCGCUGCCCAGCAGUAGCUCCGCCCCCAUCAUGGUGGUCAGCAGCAACGGAGCCAUCAUGACCACCAAACUGGUGUCCAAUCCCACAGGCACUCAGGCCACGUACACACGGCCGUCCGUCAGCCCUGCCAUCGGCGCUCGCGUGGCCACUUCCCCCGCCGGAGCCACGUACGUCAAGACCACGAGCGGCAGCAUCAUCACGGUUGUGCCCAAGUCUCUAGCCACACUGGGAGGGAAAAUCAUCACCAGCAACAUGGUGUCGGGAACCACCACUAAGAUCACCACCAUCCCCAUGACGUCUAAACCCAAUGUGAUCGUGGUGCAGAAAACCACCGGCAAAGGAACCACCAUCCAGGGUCUGCCGGGGAAGAACGUGGUCACGACGCUGCUGAACGCAGGGGUGAGGUCACAUGGCCCUCAUGUGAUGCGUGCGGGUGAUGAUGCGGCGCUGACGAUGCUGUGUGUGUUUCAGGGAGAGAAGAGCCUGCAGGCGGUGUCCGGAGCCAAGCCCGCCAUCAUCACCGCCUCACGGCCCAUCACCAAAAUGAUCGUGACGCAGCCCAAGAGCCUCGGCGCGGGCGUCCAGCCGACCACCGCCACCAAAAUCAUCCCAACUAAGAUUGUCUACGGACAGCAGGGAAAAACACAGGUGCUGAUCAAGCCCAAGCCCAUGGCCUUUCAGACAGCGGUGGUGAGCGAACAGGCCCGUCAGCUGGUCAGCGAGACGCUGCAGCAGGUCUCUCGCAGUGCUGAAUCCGCCGCCGGCUCCGCUCAGGAGGGGGCGCUCAAGGACGACUCAGCCUCGUUCACAGAGGGCAGCCCGGUGCCGUCCGACAGCACUCACGACUCUCAGCCGGUUGUGCACGUCAUCACCUCCAGAGGGCAGGACUGGACAGAGCAGGAAGUUGCAGUGGAAGCAAGUCCCACCAUCAUUUACCAGGACGUGACAGGAGAGUCUCAGUCGGCCACUUCCACCAUCAAAGCACUGCUGGAGCUGCAGCAGACCAGCGUGAAGGAGAAGAGCGACACCAAACCACGACAGCACACCAUCGACCUGAGUCAGAUGGCAGUGCCGAUUCCAGCGGCCACAGAGAGGAGACAGUCGCCGGAGCCGUCGGGUCAGACCGCCGGAGAGACGGACACAGUCACUGAAUACAUCCCUAUCGUUUCAGGUAAAGUGUGUAAAGCUGUGAUUGGAGGAGAAGUCACUGCGUCCAGCAGCCAGAAUCAGUCCACUUCCUGUCCGCCACCAGCAGCGCCGGCUACAGCCAAGAGCAGCACCGCCGCGCCUGGAGCCGCCACACAACAGGUGGAGGGGAAGCCGCUGCAGGAGCAGAUGCUGGUGGAGGAGGGCGAGUUCGAGGGCGACACUUUGGACCCUCAGACGGGUCUGUUCUACCGCUCCUCCCAGCAGCACCUCAGCAAGCCUGCGGCCGGCCCGUCCGAGACGCCCACUUCCUCUAAGAGAGCGGAGCCGGUAUCGGCCAGACCCUCCGUACAGAGAGCAUCUGCGUCGCCCUCUGCUGGCCCUCCGCCCGCGGCGCCGCCCGCCUCCUCCAACCCUCCGCACACACCGCAGCUGCCCCGACUGCAGCAGGCGCCCACCUCACACAACCGGCCCAACACACACACGCAGCUGUCGCAGCCGCCGCCGCUGCAGGCGCAUCACCCCGUGGGCUCCGGGAAGACGGCCGGCUGCAGCGGUCAGGUGCAGCAGCCAAUCAUAACGCAGGGCGCCACCGUCACCAAGAUCACGUUCGGCAGCCAUCACCAGUGUCCGCCCGUGUCCAGCAGCGGCGAGGCGUCCGUCAAGCUCCAGCCGGAGUCCAGCUCCAGUGCGCCGGCGGCGGAGAAACCGUCCGUCUCCGACAUCCUGAAGAUCUCCAUGAUGGAGGCGGAGAUCGACCCCGGCGCCGAGCCCAUGGUGGUGGACUCGUCCAGCGACUGCGGCCCGCUGACCAAAGCCCCGCCCGCCUCCUCGCUCAUCAGCAGCUCCAAACAGACGCUGGCGCACGGGGCCUUCAGCCGCGUCAAGAGCAAAGAGCUGGACAUCAUACAGGUGAUCCCGCAGUACUCCAUCAUGCCCGACUCCAGCCAGUCGAAUGUGGUGGUGGAGCCCAGCGGCUUCCUGGAGAUCAGCGACUACACCAGCCAGCGCCUGGACGAGGAGGCCGCCAUGGAACAGGAAGUGGACAGCAGCAAUGACGAGGGGGCGGCGGCCAGCCCCACGGCCGACCAAUCGCAGUGAAGCUGCAGCCGAUUACGACUGGAAGAGGAAGUUGUGCUGUAUAGAGAAACAUUGAGUGAGUUUGUGCUGUAGAGCGAAGCAGCGAGGACAAUGUUUGUGUUGACUUCUACUUAAUUUAUAGUUUUAAGUAGAGCUGAUGGACUGGAACCAUUAAGACUCUGAUUGGUGUAAAUAGCGUUACUCAUGUGACUCCAUCUCGUGCUCUCUCUCCAUGUACCGUAAGCAUUUUAACUCCAUAAACUUUACUACAAAACCCGCCGUGCCUCUGUGUUAUUGUGCGCGUGUUUGCACAGGUGAAGCUCUCGGGUUACUCGGCGCUGUCAUUGGGCGUGGCGACAGGUGCGUUCACAAAUCACACGCCCACCUGACAUUGAGCUUCAGAUGUGCGGAAAGUACCAGUGUCAUUAUACCGGCGACUUCCUUUAUUGUGAUGGAAACAAACGAGCGUGUGGGUGUGAUCGUGGGGCGAGGGGGUUUUGUGCACGCGCCGUGAUUCUGGGUGGAUUCCAGCUGUAACCGUGAGCUGGAUGUCAUUCUCUCAGCCGGGACUUUCCUGCUUUUCCGCUGGGAUCGAGGAGUCUUCCGCCGGGAUUCAUUCAUUCAUGUUCCCAGCGUUUGCCCUCUUCUCCUCCAUGCCGAGUCGCUUCGCUUCUCAGAAAAGCGGCCUUUAUGUAACAGCUCAUUACACUACAGUAAUUGUUUUUCCCAGAAGUAAUUGGCGAGUUGUGUAAUGUGUUUGUUUGUUCCGGGCGGAGCGAGGGUUUGAGUCUCCAUGUGACCUGGAUCGCUGAAGUGUCGUUCAUGGCGAGGACGAGAACAGUUGUUUUAGAGAACAGCAGUUGCAUCACAGCAUUAAUGAGGAACGAGAACGCUGGAAUCACUUCAGAGCGAUUGAUGAACCAUACAAACACUGACGGCCAAUCAGAAUCCGUCCUGCAUAUAAAGCGACAGAUGACAAAACUGAGAACAGAUCAUCUGUGACGCUGAUAUAGUUAUUAAUAUAGUUAUAUUACCAUUUGUAUUAAAUCAUAAAUCCAGAAAUAUUAAAGAGCACAACACAGAAUUUCUGGAAAAAUAAAGCAUUUAAUAGGGCCCUAUUAUUGUAGAACAAUUACAGUAAUUUAAUAAUUAAUGUAGUUUUUGACUUUUUUUAUUAUUAUUAUUAAAAUUUAAUUAAACCCUUAAAAUAGUAUCCAGAAAAAUUAAAAUUUAAAAUAUGGAAUAAAUGUGUAUUUAUUUAAUAAAUUGUUGUUAAAUUGUAUACGUUUCUCGAUUUCAGUUAAUUGCACAUGCUUUUUGAUUACUAACAUUUAAUUUAAUCAUUAAAUCUGAUAUAAUUCUCAUUCUUGAUGUUAACGAGCCUUAAUGACUGACAGAAUCAGCUUUAAAGUUCACAUUAAUCACAUCAUUAGCAUUAUUAAAUAAUUAAAGAUUGUUCUGCAUGUUUAUUUUGAUUAAAUUAUCAGUAUAUUCUUAUAAUAAUAAUGACAAUCAUUCUUACUGUUUAUUGUUUGUUUAUUGUUUAUUUUUAACUAAAACUAAAAUAAAUGUUACUUAAAAUAAUGUAUUUUGUUUAAUGUAGUUGCGAAGUCAACAUUUCUCUUUUUCAUUUAGAUUAAUUUGACUAAACUGAACUAAAACUGAAAUAAAAAUGAAUAAAAAACAAAUAGACAUAUUUAAAAAUAAAUAAUACAAAUGACAAAAACAAAAUUAUAAACAUAUAUAUAUAUAUAUAUAGAUUGUGAGUAUUGCUCAUGUUUAAUAACAGGGAGAAGCCUGUUCGAGUGUAUAAUGACAGUAAAGAUAAUUCUAUUCUAAUAGAAUCUCAGUGGCUGAACACUGAAUAUUUAAUGUGCUUUAAUUGGUCAUGACGUCAUCAGCACAAGUUCCCCUCUGACCUCAUCUGUUGUGUUUGGUGUUUAAGGCCUAUAAAUAAGGCCUUUAAUUGUGUUCAAUGCAAAUAGCGUCUGGGAUCCACCACACCGAGGACUUUCAGUUUCAUCUUCAGCUGAUCUGACACUUGGAAAACCCCUGAAGAUGACCUUCAUCGGCCUUUAAAGUGCUGCUAAUUAUAGCUGGCGUCUGAAGGGGAAGCUCAGGGUUUGAAGAAGUCGUAAAGGUGACAAUCUUCCAGCGGUGUCUGAUGAGGACUGAUGCGGGACCCGUCCCGAGUCACAUUGAGAUGAACGUGUGACCUGAGCGUGAGCUGUGUGACAUGUAGUUCAAUAAAGAUCAUUCUGAAAGCAGAAGGAAACACCCCUGAACGAGUUCAAGCAGGUUCAGCAAUCAGAAUGGCUCAUGAAAGAGUUUGCAGCGCUUGAUCAGAUCCAUGUGUCUCCAUCGCCGCUCUUACGCCACCCGCUCCACCGGUUUAUGAGAGUGUGUGAAUGAUUCCCUCGUCCAGCUGGAGUCCGUCUCGGGCCUCACGAGUGUUUGCUUUGGACGCUCUGAGUUUAUUUGCUCGACGGUCAUAUUUAUAUUCCUCCUGAAAGAAUCUCCACACGCACUGAGGUGCAGAUCUGUGGCGCGUGACGCUGAUAUUUGCCCUUCGGCUGUCGUGAGGAAAUUAAACAGCUGUAAGUUUGUUGUUUUGCUUGUAGAUUUAACACACAAAAAUAUGUUCCAAGAGCGCUUUGCUCCCAUUAAAGGAUUAGAAUUUACUCUCCUCCAUGUCAUCCAAGAUGUUCAUGUCUUUCUUCUUCAGUUGAAAAGAAAUGAAGGAAAACAUUCCAGGAUUUUUCUCCAUAUAGUGGACUUCACUGGGGUUCAAAGGGUUGAAGGUCCAAAUGUCAGUUUCAGUGCAGCUUCAAAGAGCUGAAUAAGAGUCUUAUCUAGAGAAACCAUCUGACAUUUUCUAAAAAAAAAUAGAAUUUAUAUACUUUUUAACCACAAAUGCUCGUCUUGCACUGCUCUGUGAUGCUCCACGCAUUACAUAAUCACGUUGGAAAGAUCACGCAUGACGUAGGUGGAAGUACCGAUCCAGUGUUUAUAGAGUGAACGUCAAAGACUAACUCAAACAACCUUUACAAAAAGACAUAAAACAAUGAUAUCAGAUUUUGAAGUUGGAGGAGAAAAUUAGAUGGAGUUUUUCGCUCUACCGCGGUACUUCCGCCUACAUCACGCGUGACCUUUCCAACAUGAUUACGUCAUGCGUGGCGCAUCGCAGAGCAGUGCAAGACGAGCAUUUGUGGUUAAAAAGUAUAUAAUUUUUAUUGAAAGAUUUUACAGUGUAUGGAAACCGUCUUGAAUUGUUCACACAUCAUAUUAUGUAAUCUGCGUUUAUGACAGAACUGCACAGAUGCAGAUAUCAAAACAUCUUAUCAAACAGGCUAAAGCCAUCUUAAGAUGGGUCUAGUGACUGGAUAAAUCAAACGUGAACUUUUGGAGUAGAGAAACUGAAAUCGUAUGUGAACGUCAGUGCGUUUGGCAUCUAUAAUCUGGUUUUCAGCAGAAUCCGCACUGAAUGUGGCGUCACUCCUCUUGAGCGUUGGAUCUGGCUGUGUUCAGUCUUCACAGGAGUCGUGACCGUGAGCUGGACCGUCACACAGGUGCGUGUUUUCAUUCAUUCACUCCUUCUCUGUAGUUUCUCCCAUUGUCACUUGUUUCUUGUUUCGUUUGCAGCUCCGAGAUUCACGUGAUUCAGUCGGAUCGUGCCGUCCGGACUCAGCGUACAGCUCCGCAGCGCUCCGGUGUCAAAGUAUCAUUUCUGUCUUCACUAAAUAUUAUAAUGAAUUACAAUAAAUAAGUGAGCAGCAGAAAACAAAAUCCAUGUUCUUCAGAAUAGUGUAGAGAACUGAACAGGACAACUUCAGUGAUUAUAAAAUGAGCGUUCUUUCGAUUUCUGCAUAAAUAGUUUUCUCAAACAGUAAAUGUAUGUUGUUGCUAAAAUGACCAAUGGUCAAAUACACUCUUCGAUGGUUCUGUGAAGAUAGAUAUAUCUAUAUAAUGUUGAUUUUUUUUUUUUUUUUUUUUUUUUUUUUUUUUGACUGUGAGCAUAAUGAACUCCAUGUAAACAUGAAAUUAAUUGAAUAUAAUUACCCAUCAGCCCCUCGAGCUCACAGCUUCUGCUUCAUCUCAUGACACUGAGGAAACUGAUGUCACCAUUACUAAAGAUGGAACAUUUAGAUCAGUGUUUCUCCAGGGAGCAGGUAACGGGAAAAGCUAAAAACCUGGAGCGGAUAUUCCUGAAAUUGAACUCCAAAGUACAGUAAAAUCCAAGGUACUUUCUGAAACACACCUAGGAUUUAUUACUUUGACUUAAUUGAAAGGGAAAACAAGAAUAUUUUUCUGACUCCAUUGACAGAUAUUUGUUCUUGUUUGAAGCACAAACUCACUUCAUUUUGAUGCAUUUUUCAUUAAACGAGUGUGCUGGAAAACAAGACAAACUCUGAGGAAGAACAUCAUGUUUUCCAGUGUGGCAUAAACAUUGGCUCCCUAAAAACACUUGAUAAUCUAAAACAAACACACACAGCGACAACAAACAGGUCUGAGAGCAGACGCUGGUCUUAUAUAAGCGGAUCGGUGUUCAGUAAGCCGAGCGCAGCUCUUUGUUCAUGUUUACAGAAUUGCAGUUUCAGGGCUGCGGGGUGAAGCAGACGCACAAAGCAGUGAAAUUCUGGAACGCCGCCGUGAGGAGCGUCUCUGAUGCGUCUAGUUUCCUUUAGCAUGACAUAGCGUGAUGAACACGGACAGCCAGAGGAAUGUGCUCGUGUCAUCCGUGUUGAGUUAUGAAGACAUGACUGAUAAACAUUCAGACCUGCAGACUGAACACAGAUCCUCGUGUGUGUGUGUGUGUGUGCUUGUUUUUGUGAUUUAUGAGGACACACAUUUGUAUAAUGACUUGGGUAUUACACUGGUAUUACGACGUAAUGUUCCUCAACGUCAAAUUGCAAAGGCUUUGCAAAUCUCAUCAUCUACAGAGCAUAACAUCAUCAAAAGAUUCAGAGAAACUGGAGAAAUCUCUGUGUGUAAGGGACAAGGCCGAAGACCUUUAUCGGAUGCUCGUGGUCUUCGGGCCCUCAGACGACACUGCAUCACUCAUCGGCAUGAUUGUGUCAAUGACAUUAUUAAAUGGGCCCAGUAAAACUUCCAGAAACCACUGUCGGUAAACACAAUCCGCCGUGCAAUCUGCAGAUGCCAACUAAAGCUCUAUCAUGCAGAAAGGAAGCCAUAUGUGAACAUGGUCCAGAAGCGCCGUCGUGUCCUGUGGGCCAAGGCUCAUUUAAAAUGGACUGUUUCAAAGUGGAAAAGUGUUCUAUGGUCAGACGAGUCCGAAUUUGACAUUCUUGUUAGAAAUCACAGACGCCGUGUCCUCCGGGCUAAAGAGGAGGGAGACCUUCCAGCAUCUCUGAUGGUAUGGAGGUGCAUAAGUGCAUACGGUAUGGGCAGCUUGCAUGUUUUGGAAGGCACUAUGAAUGCUGAAAGGUAUAUAAAGGUUUUAGAGCAACGUAUGCUCCCCUCCAGACGACGUCUAUUUCAGGGAAGACCUUGUGUAUUCCAGCAGGACAAUGCAAAACCACAUACUGCAGCUAUUACAACAGCAUGGCUUCGUCGUAGAAGAGUCCGGCUGCUGAAUUGGCCUGCCUGCAGUCCAGAUCUUUCACCUAUAGAGAAAAAUACGUCAAAGAUGACCACAAACUCUUCAGCAGCUGGAAACCUAUAUCAGGCAAGAAUGGGACCAAAUUCCAACACCAAAACUCCAGAAACUCAUAAUCUCGAUGCCCAGACGUCUUCACACUGUUUUGAAAAGAAAAGGAGAUGCUACACCAUGGUAAACAUGCCCCCGUCCCAACUAUUUUGAGACCUGUAGCAGGCAUCAAAUUUGAAAUGAGCUCAUUUUGUGCAUAAAAGUGUAAAAUUUCUCAGUUUAAACAUUUGCUAUGUUAUCCAUGUUCUAUUGUGAAUAAAAUAUUGGCUCAUGUGA